AUGAACGCUGAUGGGAAUGGUUCACAAGAGGGUGGAACUGGAAACGAGUAUGGGAGCAGCGAGGAAACCGCCGCCCUCAUAACAAGGACACCCGUGGUACCGGUGGUGGUGCCUUCAACACCGCAGGGGAAACCGGUACUCACGAGACAAGAUAGAGCCACCUUUCUUGUAGCAUCGCCUCAGCUAUCAGCGUCAGGGCUUGGUGGCUCCGAAGAGAGUGCUAGUAACGAAGAUCCUGCCACUAGAUCGGUACCAGACAUAGAGCUGCAUUGCAGGCUGGAUAGUGAGCCUCAAUCUGUUUUGACCCCCAUCCCUCCACAUUACCGAUCCAGACUCACGUCGUACCAUCACAGAUGUCGCUGCGAAAGAGACAGGAGAGACUCUUUGGCUCCUUCAUCGGCACUACAUCUAGCUCGGAGUGUUUCAAGGGAAAGUGUGAAAAGCGGACACCAGUGUUGUCCAUGUCAAGCCCCGCCGCCACCGGUCUUAGUCACCACCGCGCCGAGUGCGCGGAUGAUCAGGCAGAGUUCUCAGCCGGAAGCUUCUGUUUGUUGUUGCUCGGGGUGCUGCUGUCCCCUGCAUGCAGGAAAUGCUCCCAGCGCGGCCUCGUUGCGGCAACUGCGCGAACCUGGCGACGGAAUUGCCGGUAUCGCAGCGGACUCGCUCAGGAUCAAUGGCGGCAUCCGACAGUUCCGGCAGUUUCCUUGGUGGUGCAAAUCGUCGCCUACCACGACUGCAACGACUCCGCCUCCGCCGGUACCCAGAUCUGGUUCCGGUUGUGGUACCGCUUCUGCAUCUGGUUCCGGUGUCCAGGGCGUCCUCCUCUGCCCACGUACUCUUGCUCAGGUUCGCCGAUCCAGGCUAAGAAGAGCCCUCACCGAAGCUACUGCCGAGACCGUCAACUACGUCAAGACGGUGCGAAUACCAAAAACAAAAUUCUUCUUAACGUUCUCACAAUUAGUCGUUCUCCAAAUCACACCAACCACCAAUCACUUAUCACCAUCCUAG
Molecule: messenger RNA, 1008 nt
Organism: Belonocnema kinseyi
Lineage: Eukaryota; Metazoa; Arthropoda; Insecta; Hymenoptera; Cynipidae
Product: small conductance calcium-activated potassium channel protein-like
Exons: 3
Coding region: 1-1008 (335 amino acids)
Source: RefSeq, a predicted model, not a curated record